UGGAAAUAUGACUUAAUAUGGAUAACAGUAUCGUUGCUGAUGAUGCUUUUUUUAUACUAAACUACAAACUAUAAAACUUUAUAAUGAAAUAAAUAAAACUAGGUAUACUAUAGUUUUAAUAAAACUAGGUUUACUAUAGUUGAAAUAGGGAAAGCAGAAUAGUAUCGAAAAUUAACUGAUCGAAAAAAUGAUUAGUAUCGAAAAAUAACUGACCGAAACUCAUUUUAAUGAUUAAGAUCGAAAAUGUGAUUUUCAGAUUAAUAUCGAAAAGUUUUUAUAUCGAAAUUCACAAAUUUGGAACAAUAUCAAAAACAGUAAAAACGGAAUAAGAUCGAAAACUCAUUUAACUGAUUAACAUCGAAAAUGUGAUUUUCUGAUUAAUGUCGAAAAGUUUUUAUAUCGAAAUUCACAAAUGUGGAACAAUAUCGAAAACAAUAAAAAAGGAAUAAGAUCGAAAACUCAUUUUUAAGAUUAACAUCGAAAAUAAGAUUUUCUUAUUAAUGUCGAAAACAAUAAAAUCAGAAUAAGAUAGAAAACUCAUUUUAAUGAUUAAGAUCGAAAACGUGAUUUUCCGAUUAAUGUCGAAAAAAAUAAAAACACAAUAAGAUCGAAAACUCAUUUUAAUGGUUAACAUUAAAAGUAAGAUUUUCUGGUUAAUGUCGAAAACAAUACAAACGGAAUAAGAUCGAAAAUUUUUAAUUGUCAAAAAUUCUUUUUAAUGAUUAACAUCAAAAAUAUGAUUUUAUGAUCACAUUUUUAUUUUAUAAAAAACUAGUACUAGGAGAAAAUCUUAAGAAAUUUUUAAUACUAAGUCACUUUUUAAAAAGAAACUUAUUUAAGAGUUCGAUGAAUAUUUCCUAACUUUUCACCCUAAUAUCGCAUCAGCUUAACAAAGUUUGCAUUACCUACAAUGGAGAACAGCAGUUUAAAUGAACAGUUAAUUUGCACGCGCAAUAAACAGUUUAAUUUGCACGUGCAAUAAAAUUCUGUUCGAAUUAAAACUUAAAAUUUAAGAAACUUUUAAGAAACUCAAUAUUCUAAAAUGUCAUUAGAGAACUUAUCAAAAAAUUAUAAUGAAAAUGAAGGAGAAAGAAAAAAUUCAAAUGUAUUUUGGUCUGGUGAUUUUCUAUACACCAAAGACAAACUUUAUAAAGACAAACUGCAUCUUAAGUGUCAUUUUUUUACAAGAAUGAACUGCAAAGGCAGAGCUUUUAUUUAUGAAGAUAAACUUCAGGUUACAACUGUUCACAGUUGCAGUUCAAGAGAAACAGACUUUGAAGUGCUGCUUGCUAAAAGUACCAUGAAGAAAAAAGCAGGAGCAACAUCUGAAGACCUGCGCUUAAUUUUUCAAAACACUUUGAGUGAGUUUCCUGCAGUUGUUUCUGAAUCAGUUAGUUUUCGUCAAAUUAUCCCAAGUCUUCAGAAAAGGAGAAGGCUAAAUGAGCCUUCAAACCCAAAAUCACCUAAUGAAGCUGCUGAAGUUCUAAACGACAAAGAGUGCCAUCGCUAUGGAGACAUUUUCUUGGGAUCAGUUGCAGAACAGGAUAACGUAGCAUUGCUGUUUGGGCAUAUGCUAGUCAUCAACAAGGCGAAAUCGGCCAAAGUGUGUUUUGUUGAUGGAACAUUUAGCAUGACACCACGCAUGGAGAAAAGUAAGUGAUAUCAGCUCUUGAUAUUUUCUGUUGAGUAUUCAGCAGUACUUGAAGAUCCAAUUCCAGAUGAGGAUCAGAUGAAUUUUGAUCCUGAUAACCCUCACCUUUGGGGAAUAUCUGUUCCAGCUGUAUGCGCUUUAAUGACAUCGAAAUCUGAGGCUUUAUACAAGCUUGUUUUUUACAAAAUAAAAGAAAUUUUAGAUUUCUCUCCAGUCACCAUUAUGUCAGAUUUUGAACGAGGACUACAGAAUGCUUUAAAAACA
Molecule: messenger RNA, 1915 nt
Organism: Hydra vulgaris (swiftwater hydra)
Lineage: Eukaryota; Metazoa; Cnidaria; Hydrozoa; Anthoathecata; Hydridae
Source: RefSeq, a predicted model, not a curated record